This is a messenger RNA of Fonsecaea monophora, 1770 nucleotides long. RefSeq lists its product as hypothetical. The coding region runs from base 1 to 1770 and encodes 589 amino acids. Gene Ontology annotation, molecular function: dipeptidyl-peptidase activity. The transcript has 6 exons. The record is from RefSeq and is a predicted model, not a curated record. NCBI's taxonomy places the organism in Eukaryota, Fungi, Ascomycota, Eurotiomycetes, Chaetothyriales, Herpotrichiellaceae.
AUGCCAAUCGAUAAAUCCUGGCCGGGCUACAACAAGGGGACCAUCCCCAACGACGGGUUCGAGUGGAUAUGGCAAGAGGCAAUCCCGGGGGACGAGCCCAACAGGCCCGUGAAAGUGGUCACCAUCCCGUUUGGGUACGAGAAGCGCGUGCUGCCGCGAGGAUGGCAAAAGACGCCCGAGAACAUGCCGUUGGAGCUGGAUAUCAUCUUUGAGAAGGACGUUGAGAUUGUCAUGCGAGAUGGAGUCAAGAUAUAUGCAGACAUCUACCGACCCGCCGACACGGGCGACAAGAAGAUCCCCAUCAUCAUGCCAUACUCGCCAUACGGAAAAGGAGGCGGCGGAGCGAACUUGAUGGACGUGGUGCCCUACCGUGUCGGAGUGCCCAAGAGUCGCCAGAGCGGUCUGGAGAAAUUUGAAGGUCCUGACCCCAACGAAUGGUGUCGUCGGGGCUAUGCGAUUCUUGACCCAAACGCCCGCGGAUCAUUCGACAGCGAGGAUUGUUACGACAUCAUCGAGUUCGCGGCCAAGUACGAAUGGUGCAACGGCGCCGUUGGCAUGGCUGGCAACUCGUGGCUCGGCGUCGUCCAGUACUGGGCCGCAAUGGAGCAGCCGCCUCAUCUCAAAGCCAUUGCCCCAUGGGAAGGACUCAGCGACGUCUACCGUGAUCUGAGCCGGCGGGGAGGAAUCCCGUGGGCGCCUUUCUUGAAAUGGGUUCUGAUGGGUAUUCCAGGCCACGGUCUCCAAGAAGCCGUCACCGAGAUGGGCAACGCCCAUGAAUUCUACGACGCGUACUGGGAAUCGAAGCGCGUCGACUUUAGUCGCAUCAAGAUUCCCUCGUACAUCCUUGCCUCGUACUCGACCAUGCUGCACACCAUGGGCUCAGUCCGGGCGUGGAGAGAUACAGCUACGGAUAAAAAGUGGCUUCGUUUCCACCCACACCAGGAGUGGUACGAGGAUUACCACUACCGCUCUGUGGACGACUUGGACCGCUUCUUCACACGGUACCUCAAGGGUGAGGACAAUGGGUGGGAGAAUACGCCGAAAGUGCGAGUGUCGAUGUAUCGGUUUGGGGAAAAGUACCCUCUCUACGACCAGGUCGAGACCGACUACCCGAUCCCCCGCACAAAAUACACCAAGCUGUACCUCACGUCCAACAAGACCCUCGCAGACUCGCCCAGCGCAGCCGAGGCAGUGCAUUCUUACGACUCGACCAAUGGCGACAUGGUGACGUACGACUACAUCUUCCCCGAGCGGACGACGCUGGCGGGCUUCUCGAAACUUAAGAUCUUUGUGUCGUGCAAAGAACACAACGACCUGGACAUUUAUGUCAUGCUGCGCAAAUUGUCCGUCGACGGCGAACUGAUGGAGCAGUCCAAUGUGCCUCUGCAUGAACUCCCUGUCAAAUCCGUCAAGGAGGUCGCCAACGUCAACCCGACCAAGUAUCUCGGGCCAACGGGCAUCCUGCGCGCCUCGCACCGGGCGAUCGACCCGGACAAGUCGACAGAGUAUUGUCCCGUCCAUCCACACCUGCGGGCCGACUACGUCGAGCCUGGGAACGUGGUCGAGAUGAACAUCGGUAUCUGGCCCAUGGGGAUUGUCUACGAAAAGGGCGAGGGCCUGCGGCUGCAGAUCUCGGGCAAGACCAUGGUAUUGCCCGAGUGGGAUAACCCGCACGUCAAGCACCAGGAGCCGCAGUUCAACAAGGGCCACCAUAGGGUCCACCUGGGUGGGCAGCACGCUAAAAGCUUCUUAUUAGUGCCCAAGCUGUAG